This is a messenger RNA of Plasmodium relictum, 729 nucleotides long. Its product is annotated as pyridoxal 5'-phosphate dependent enzyme class III, putative. Bases 1 to 729 code for a protein of 242 amino acids. The record is from RefSeq and is a predicted model, not a curated record. Gene Ontology annotation, cellular component: intracellular anatomical structure. NCBI's taxonomy places the organism in Eukaryota, Apicomplexa, Aconoidasida, Haemosporida, Plasmodiidae. Gene Ontology annotation, molecular function: pyridoxal phosphate binding. The transcript has a single exon.
AUGAAAUACAUAAAUAAUUUAAAAAAUAUAGAAAAUAAAGUAAAAAAAAUAUCUGAGCAAUGUUCUAUUAAUACACCAAAAAUAUUAAUAGUAACAAAAUAUAUAGGGAAUACUGAAAUAAAUGAUAUUCAUUCUUAUGAUAAAAAAUAUCACUUUGGAGAAAAUUAUCUUGAUUCAUUAAUAGAAAAAUCUGAACAGUUACCUAAUUCAAUAAAAUGGCAUUUCAUAGGUAAUUUACAAUCAAAUAAAUGCAAAAAUAUUUUAAAAGUUAAAAAUUUAUAUAUGAUAGAAACAAUAGAUAAACAAAAGAAAGCAAUUCUAUUAAAUAACUAUUUAAAAAUUAUGAAUGAAGAUGAUUUAAAGACUAGCGAUAAUUUAAAAAAAAUUCGCGUUUUAAUACAAAUUAAAACUACUGAUGAUGAAAAUAAAACUGGAAUCAUGUAUGAUAAUUAUGAAGAAAUUGAAAACACUGUUUUAUAUAUAAUUCAAAAUUGUAAUUUCUUAAUAUUUAAAGGAUUAAUGACUAUAUCAUCAUUGGAAAUAAGUAAAAGAGAAAAUUCAUUUAUUAUUUUAAAUAAUAUUAAAAAUAGACUUUUAAAUAAUCAAAUUAUAAAUAAUUACUUUCAGAAUAAAAAGUUUCAUAUGAGUAUGGGAAUGUCAGAUGAUUUAGAAUUAGCUAUUAAGCACCAAACAACUCAAUUAAGAAUUGGAAGAGCCAUUUUCAAAUAA